Molecule: messenger RNA, 1160 nt
Organism: Homalodisca vitripennis (glassy-winged sharpshooter)
Lineage: Eukaryota; Metazoa; Arthropoda; Insecta; Hemiptera; Cicadellidae
Product: UMP-CMP kinase 2, mitochondrial-like
Exons: 6
Coding region: 101-1012 (303 amino acids)
Source: RefSeq, a predicted model, not a curated record
GAUAAAACUUCAAUGGAGGAUAGCCACGUGACGAUGAGUUCAUAAAACCGCUCAUUUUAAUGUGCUCUCCUAAUUAAUUACCUGUAACUAAAAAUAUUUAAUGUUUUGGAGACGCCAAUCAUGUCUGUGUGUUGCAACUGUAACUGUGAUAUUUUUUAUUUCAAUUUCUCAGGCAUCAGUUUCAGAUGCCAUAAUAAAUACAACGUCAGGUGAACCAGUAGAUUACACCAAGGGUGUUUUUCUCUCUUUGGAUGCUAUAUUUGACGUGUUUAAUAUGCCAGAGUACAGAAACAUUGAAGAGGUCAAAAAUUUGUUGGAGAUGUUCGACAGACAGUGCCAAUUUCAGUCGGGCAAGAAAUACCUGAGGAACCGCCACCGGCACAUUUUUGUAGUGAUAGAGGGAACACCGUCAUCAGGGUCACGAUUUUUUAGUAACAAGUUAGUCAGACAUAUAUCAGGAAGCUAUGUUAUGUCUCCACCUAACUGUUUUGCUGCAUUUCGUCAAUUCUUUGAUACUCAAGAUUUUCUCUUGCGCUCAGCUUUUUAUGCACUGGGAAACUACAUUGUUGCAGAGUUCGUCAAGAGAACCUAUUUCUUCAAGCCAGUUGUUGUUAACAGGUACUGGCAGAGUCAAGCAGCCCUAGGUCUGACGAAGGAGGCUAUACAAGGUAAAGGGCUCCCUCCUGGUGACUCCCCCCUGUACCGUUGGCCGAGGGAUCUCCUGGUACCAGACAUCAUCUUCUUCCUUACCAAGACUCAGGUCAUCCUGAACCCCACCAUUGGAGAGGGCAGACCAGUCCUGACAAAACAAUUCACUGAUUUGAUGAUAGAAACGUACACCCGGAUGAGAGAUCCGCCAGUCAUAGACGUUGAUGGAGGCGCUUUCAAGACCAAAACGUUCACGACCAUUAAGAUGCUAGUGAACCUAACACAGCAACACCUCAUAGAAACUUACAAUGCGAUGGGAUUUUCACAAAUCAAGAGCAAAUCAGUGCAUAGUAAGAGCUUAUGAAAUUUAUGACAAAGUAAAACUGGCAAGAAGUUUAAGAUUGAUUUGAAAAUGUAUUAAUAGUAGAUAUAGGAGUAGUUUGAAAUAUUCUUCCUUACUAAAUGUUUUAAAGUUAAAGAGAUAUUGACGUAAAACUGUUUUAAAACUCACA